UUGUUAUAUAUAUACUAGUGGCUACAACCCUAUCCAACCGCAGCAGGACAUAGCGAGCUUCAAGUAAAGAUCACACAAAGACCUGACGAUGCGUAAAGGCCUGGAUGGAAAACUCAGAAUGGCGUUGUUAGUGAAGUAAGGAUAACGGCAUUCGAGCGGGUAGAUUUGACUUGGUGGAAUGGCGGUUGCUAGCGAUACAGCCCUUGAUGAACAGUUGACUAGGAAUAAAUCUGUCACAGAACCAUGGAUUACAAGUCCUAGAAACGAUGACAUCAAAAAGGGGAACUCAAAUGAUAUAAAAGACGAUACCACAAAUGGCAAAACAAUAGCAAAUGAGACAACAGAAAAAACUGAACCAUCAAACUCUGUAUCCAGCAAAACUGAUAAUACAGCAGAACCUCUCAAUGAGAAUGUCAACAACGAAAGCAGUGAGACUGAGGAUAACAAAAGUAAUACAAAGCAAUCGUCACUCGUGGUGGAGAAACCGGAACCGGAACCGGAACCGGAACCGGAAUCACAAUCAAAAGAAAAUCACAAUGACAAGGACGGAACAAACUCUCAAGGAAAUAGCGAGGAAGUCAAACCGACACUCGUCGGAAAUGUGCAAAAGAUAGAAAAAAUGUCUAUUUCUGCCAAAUCAAACGAUAUUGCUGAUCUUAAACCGAUCACUGAUGACGAUCUAGGUAUGUACGAUCCGGAGCUGUUCAUUACCGAUGAGGAAAGGAAGGCGUUUGAGUACAUGAUUGAACGGAGAAGGGGAGAAAUUGAAAACGACAAAGUGAAGUUUGAGAAAUGGGUCGAUUCACUUACAAGGCGGAGAAUGUUUGCCUUAAGCAGACUGCGCAAGCUUAAAAAAGGGCAUGGAGAACGUGUCAAGCUUUAUGGAAAAGUUCAGGACUAUGUAAAAGAAGUGGAAAGUGUUCUGAGUUCAGUGUCUUCCUCUGCUAAAACAGUUCGAUCCGGAAACAAGAGAGCCACAGUGCAGUCCAGUAAACCGCACUCUGCAACCUUCUCAGCGAGCAAACAAACGCGUCGACAAGUACCAGAGACAAAAGACCUCCAAAGGGAGAUAACUGGAUUUGUUAAUGCUCCUGGAAGUGAUAAGGAAUCUGGAUCAACAUCGACUGAUAGUACCAGUAAUCACAGGAAUGGUUUUGCCAAGGAUGAAAGUCCCAAGAUUGUUCCUGUUCAGUCAUAGGUUUGACAUUGGUUAUAUAUUAAAUAUGCAAAAUCGUCGAGUCAAAUGCAUGGGUUAAACUUACAAUCGUCACGUUUUACGUGUUAACAUUUAUAUUGAUGUUAUUCGAAUUGUUCUUCCAUGUCUUUUACUGUAAACAUGUUACUGUUCUACUGCAGUAUUUACUCCAUCGUUAAUUUGUUCACGUAAUACAUGAAAAUUCUGUCUACAUAGAAAUUAUUUUAUUUUAUUUGUGUGACAUUAUAUUCGUCAGUCAGCUAUAUCACUUAAAUAUACAUGGUUUACGUACAGUAAAGUGCGGUUGUUUAUAGUGUAAUGAUAAACUUUUUUAUCUUGCAAAAUUAAGUAUCGUGUUGAGGUUGAAAAAAAGCAGUAUCAAAUUUGUGAUUUUGAAAUCGCAGGUUCGCUUUACUUUAAAACUUGCAAAAAUAAAACCGACGUAAAACCUGUUUCAAGUAUAAAUACAACUUAUGAUGUAAAAAAAGUCAAAUAAAACGAAUAAGAGCUUCUAGUUGGCCCUAUUAUAGAAAACGCUAUUUCUCUAUAUUCUACUCCAUCAAAAAUCGAUACUGAUUUUUAUUUUACAAAUGUUCCUUUCGUAUUUUCUUAAAUGCAUUAUGUGUGAAAACAGCAAAAAGUGUGAUUCGGAAUUUAUUGCAUUGCUAUUUUAAUAUGGCUAAGGCAACAUGUAACCUCUAAUAUCUAAAGCCAUCGGUUAGAUUUGCAUAUCCAGUUCAUUUUUAACUCACCUGCCCGAAGGGCAAAUGAGCUUAUGUCAUGGUGCGGCGUCCGUCUGC
Messenger RNA from Mizuhopecten yessoensis (Yesso scallop), 1995 nucleotides. RefSeq lists its product as uncharacterized. The coding region runs from base 179 to 1198 and encodes 339 amino acids. The record is from RefSeq and is a predicted model, not a curated record. The transcript has 2 exons. NCBI's taxonomy places the organism in Eukaryota, Metazoa, Mollusca, Bivalvia, Pectinida, Pectinidae.